AUGGCGGACUUCACGGCGAUCGAGCGGCACACGUUGCACGUAUUGAAGGAAACAAGCAAUGCCAUCAAAAUGCCCACCGAUCAAGAAACUGGCCGUCCUGCCGAUAUACUGGCACAACUCAGUGAAAAGCUGAAGAUGAAUGAACCGGUCCGUGUCUCUGUGCAGGAUGAUGAAAGCGGAUUUCAGAAAUACGAGUGCACCACGCCCGUCGGGAAGUAUAUCCUUGCCCUUGCUGCAAGCACUGAUUGCAGCGCAUCAGCCGUCCAGGACCAAAUCACUGAACUUAAGUGCAAGCUGCUGGUUUCCUUUCCUGAGCGUCUGGCCAACGUAGUUGCUCAAAACCGAAGCGCCCCAUUUCUCUUCGACGCCGUACUUUAUUGGGAGCGCCUUUGUGACACCGUAUUGCUCUUUUAUUUCGCAAAAGGUUGGCACGCGAACAACUGCGAAGGAGUACAGAUUGACACAAAACACUUAUUAAAUAUUCUGAAAGUGCUAACUGUUUCGCUGCUCCGACGAGGGAAGAGUGAUAUCAUGAUGCGCCGUUUGGGAAUGCUACCGAGGUACCUUUUUGGUGGCGAGCGCUUCUGCGAGCGGUUUGCUCACCUAAUGGAAGCUGCUUUUGAAGCCAGCAAGAAACCACAUUUUUCUCUCAAAUCGUGGAGACGAAUAGAAGUAUCUAGCACUUGGCAUCACUGGAAUUCUCUGCUUUUUCGCUUAGUUGAGAAGCGGGCAGAGAUCAAAACAGCUAUUAUCAGCGCCGUUAGUAUGCUGGUAAAUAGCGUACCUGACGAUAACUCAACCUCACUGGCCAGUAAUAUCUUUAACACAGUUUGUGUACAUCAGCUGUCUGUUGCUGGGCCAACACGCGCAACCGCACGCACUAUUAUUAACGAUUUUCUCCCUACUGUAGCAGGUGCUGCCAAUGUAGAUAAUGCGCUUACGCAUAGGGAACAAGAGUGCUUUAGCGCACUUUUUCGGAAGUGGGAAAACAAAGAGUUUGUUACCUCUGCCGAUUUGAGUCUGAAUGUCGGACUUCUGCAUCCAAUCAUGUACGCACUUUUGUACAUGCACAAAAAAAAGCCUGCCGACAACAGAUUUCCUGAUGCAUUUGUCGGGCCUCUUCUUACUGGCGUGACACUUCGCCUCGAUAGCACACGCGGCUCCGAAUUGCGAAACUGCGCCAUGACCGUUGCUGCGGCAUACACAGCGCUUUUUGUAACAAGCCCCGACGGCGUCGCCCCAUUGCUGCAAGAUGCCCACUUCUCUGCCGCGCUCAACGAGUGGAUGAAAGAGGAACCAGGCACCCCACACUACGCUGCAACCAUGAACACCGGGAUGCAGAUGAAAGAUACACCCGUGAGCACAGUAGGUUUAGAGAUGCGAGUGUCUACACUAAUGGAGAUGUUUCCCUUGGAUCCAGAUGAGGAGUAUCAUUUUUUUUCUAUGCCAAGUUCGCACCGAGCGGAAAAAGUGAUCGCAGCGCAGUGCAUUCAUUCGCCUGUCUCACUAAUACAACUCGACUCGACAGAAGCCCCUCUUCCGUCUUUUGGCCAACAAAAAUACGCGAAAGACGAAUUGGACGAUCACGUACCCAUUCUCAGCAGCAUUCGUGAGUGCUACAAUGCGUUGGUCGGUGUGGGGCGAGGCCCUAACGCGCAACUGCACGAAAUCCAGGAAGCCACUGAAGGUGGUUUGCGGGGGCUUUCCGAUGCAUUCAGUAAGCUCCAGCAGCGGAUCGGCUCUGAUUUGUUCAAUGCAGUAAGCAGGGAGACAGGUGUGCUUGUUCCUGUCCUGUUACCCACACUGAUUUCACUGAGUAUUUAUUCUCCUGAGGAGCAAAAGCAACGUUUGAUACAGCUGCGCUACAAGAUUAUCGUGGGCCUCAUUGUUUUGAAUCCCCCUUUAGCUCUGAACCAGUUGGGCGAAAUGGUGUACCGCAGCAAUUACGGAAUUUACCAACGAACAGAGCUCAUAAAAGCAAUUGGCGAAGCUGCUUCUGUGCUGUCACAAGUAGAGGUUGUACCAGAACCUGUCGCAGCCACUAUGGCUCCAAGCGAGCAAGUCAUAGUUACCAAGAAGUGCAAACAGAUUUAUCCACCAAUUCCCACGCACGAGUUGCCAAGUGACCGUAAAACGUCCAUUCUUGUGAACGAGGGCAAGCACACACGUCGUUGGGGAAAUGCGGUAGUAGCACGCCAAAAUCGCACGCGGCUAAAACAUUAUCACAACUUACUUGGGGAUGUUGCUACAGCGUUUGUGGCAGUCUUUUUGCAUAAACUUGACGCUGAUCAUUUUGCUUUUUUCCAAGAAGUGGAUCCGUAUACGCCGUGUGCAAUUCUUGACUCCCUCACAACUGUUUUUCAAGGCAUUACAAAUGUUCGGCACGUCGCUGUAGAGCUCUCUGAAAAGAACUUUGACUUCUUUUUCACUGUUUGUACGCGCCACCCAAAUCUCUCUGUUCGGAAAGCGGCAUGGACUUCCGUGGUGGAAGUGAUGCGUACGUGGUGUGGCGUAGCUCCUCUCUGGAUUCGUCGGAAAGACGGUGAGCGGGUCUUGAACCGAGACGCUGUAGCCUCUAGCUCACUUAUCUUUACAAAAGCAUGGUUGAGUGCGCUGGAAAUGUUGCAGCACACUUGCACGGAGAUGGUGCGGAAGAAUGAUCCUUGUGUACGCACAGCCUUGAUUGCAGUUUCGACUCUGCGCGAUUUGGUGUGUGAUAGAGAUGAUUUUCACUCUAUGCUCGCUCGUGUAGAAGAGCAUGCUUUAGGUGAGUAA
This is a messenger RNA of Leishmania braziliensis MHOM/BR/75/M2904, 2775 nucleotides long. RefSeq lists its product as hypothetical. Gene Ontology annotation, biological process: protein stabilization; telomere maintenance via telomerase. Gene Ontology annotation, cellular component: cytosol. Bases 1 to 2775 code for a protein of 924 amino acids. The transcript has a single exon. Lineage: Eukaryota; Euglenozoa; Kinetoplastea; Trypanosomatida; Trypanosomatidae. The record is from RefSeq and is a predicted model, not a curated record. Gene Ontology annotation, molecular function: telomeric repeat DNA binding; Hsp90 protein binding.